Molecule: messenger RNA, 525 nt
Organism: Solanum dulcamara
Lineage: Eukaryota; Viridiplantae; Streptophyta; Magnoliopsida; Solanales; Solanaceae
Exons: 1
Coding region: 1-525 (174 amino acids)
Molecular function (GO): zinc ion binding
Source: RefSeq, a predicted model, not a curated record
AUGGCUGAAUGUUUCAAUGCAUGGAUAUUAGCAGCAAGGCACAAGACUAUAAUUACCAUGCUCGAAGAAAUUAGGGUGAAAAUGAUAAAAAAAAUAGGGCAGAUGAGAGAGUUUUGCAAUAGUUGCAUCAGUAACAUUUCUCCAAUGGCAAUGAAAGUUCUACAAGAGAACACUACUAAGUUUAUGAAAUACAAAAUUGAAUGGAAUUCAGACACAGGGUAUGAGGUGCUUCACGGAGAAUACAAACAUAUUGUGGAUGUUAAUGGACAAACCUGUAGCUGCAGAGCAUGGAUGUUGAAAGGCAUACCAUUUCUUCAUGCAAUAGCUGCUUUUCACCAUAGAAAAUUGGAGCCAAUUGACUACAUUUCCAAUUGGUAUAACAGAGAAGCUUACAUGAAGACAUACAACCACUUCAUUCAGCCACUUCUGAAUAUGAAAAUGUGGCCAGAAUCACAAAACAUCUCUGUUAUACCACCUCAUAUUAGGAAGAUGCCAGAAAGGCCUAGUAAGGCUAGGAGGAAAUAG